AUCACAAAGCAAAGCAAAAGCCUAGUCGUCUCAUACUCUUCUUGUUCAGUUCUUCUCCUCCCAAAUCUUUCUGCUAUAAAAGGCAUUCGGGUCUCUCUCUCCGAAUCCCAGCUGCACCCUUGCAUCUUCUCUCUCUCUCUCUUCUUCUUCUUCUUCUUCUCCAUAUCUCCUACUCCUCGUGAAGAUCGAUCGACCAUCGGCAAUUUCAUUCGGUAAUAGUUAAGCUAAGAUCAAAUCAAGAUUGGCGAAACGAUGGAGAUGGUGCUGCAGAGGACGAGCCACCACCCGGUGCCCGGGGAGCAGCAGGAGGCGGCGGCGGAGCUGUCGUCGGCUGAGCUCCGGCGAGGGCCGUGGACCGUCGAUGAGGACCUCACCCUCAUCAAUUACAUCUCUGAUCACGGCGAGGGCCGCUGGAACGCACUCGCACGCGCCGCCGGUCUGAAGAGGACUGGGAAGAGCUGCCGGCUCCGGUGGCUGAACUAUCUCCGGCCGGAUGUGAAGCGCGGCAACUUCACCGCAGAGGAGCAGCUGCUCAUCCUCGACCUCCACUCCCGAUGGGGCAACCGAUGGUCCAAGAUAGCACAACAUUUGCCUGGGAGGACCGACAACGAGAUCAAGAACUACUGGAGGACCAGAGUGCAAAAGCAUGCCAAGCAACUCAAUUGUGAUGUCAACAGCAAGAGGUUCAAGGAUGCCAUGAAGUACCUAUGGAUGCCUCGCCUUGCCGAGCGCAUCCAUGCCAGGGCUGGCGCUGUUGAUGAUAGCGGAGACUACAGCAACAACGACUUAUCAUGUGUAUCUGGUGUAACAAUGGCCACUGUUGCUAAUUGUUUUGAUGGCUCUCCGAGCAUGGUGACUAGCUCAUCUUCCGAUUCGUUCACGUCGGAGUCACAAGAUUUGAAGAAGAUUAACUUACAUGUGCAUGGUGAUGAUGAGAAGAUGAACUCUGAAGACUGGAUGCAGGAGGUGGACCAUGAGUUUUGGUCUACAGAGAUUCAGCCUAAUAAUGAACAGUUUCAGGACCAACAGCUUAACGGUUGGGUGCAAGGUUUUUCUGAGGGUUUGUCCGAAACUCUAUGGAGUCUAGAGGACAUAUGGAAGAUGCAAUAAAUUUUACAUUUACAAAGGACAUAUUUGUAAAAUAGAAUAGAGAGACAUCAAGGAAGGCAAAGAGAAAAAGUUCUUUAGUCAUAUACUGUACGUUGAGACACUUAAGUUCUUUGCCAACUUCAAUGUUUUUUUUCUUUUAUUUUUGCUGCCUCUUUCGAUCCCUGAAGGGGUUUUUGCCUUCUAGAUGUCUAGGGGUUCAAAGAGGACCAGAGGAGAUAUAUAUGUGUUUGGAUAUGUUGAUAUAUGAGCUGAUAUAUGCCUUACUAUAUAUAUACUCCAGAAUUGCACUGAGGAUUACAUAUCCAAUUCAGACAUGCAAA
This is a messenger RNA of Oryza sativa Japonica Group (Japanese rice), 1430 nucleotides long. The record is from RefSeq and is a predicted model, not a curated record. NCBI's taxonomy places the organism in Eukaryota, Viridiplantae, Streptophyta, Magnoliopsida, Poales, Poaceae.